AUGGAGCAACAACUGGAGCUGACCCAACCUUAUACAGAAAAGGAUGUAAAACAAGCUAUGUUCAAUAUAGACAGUAACAAAACCUCAGGUCCUGAUGGCUAUGGCAGUGGUUUCUUCAAGGCAGCAUGGAGUGCAAUUGGGCAGGAGGUAACUAAUGCAGUGCUGCAGUUCUUUGAAAAUGGAAAACUGUUACAGCAAGUUAACUCUACUAUAAUUUCCUUAAUCCCUAAAGUAUCAAAUUUACAGAAUGCAAGCCAGUUUAGACUUAUUUCUUGUUGUAAUGUCCUAUAUAAAUACAUCUCUAAGAUGAUAUAUGUGAGACUUAAAAAGGCAAUCACACAUGUAGUGGCAGAUAACCAUGCAGCCUUUGUUGAAGGCAGAUCUUUAACUCAUAAUGUGCUAAUCUGCCAUGACUUGUUGAGACACUAUAAUAGAAAAACAUCUCUUAGGUGUCUUGUGAAGAUUGAUUUAAGAAAAGCCUAUGAUAUAGUGAGCUGGACUUCGUUGAAGAGGCUCUUAAAGGGCUGGGAUUUCCUGGAACUUUUGUGCAGAUAG
Molecule: messenger RNA, 555 nt
Organism: Nicotiana attenuata
Lineage: Eukaryota; Viridiplantae; Streptophyta; Magnoliopsida; Solanales; Solanaceae
Exons: 1
Coding region: 1-555 (184 amino acids)
Source: RefSeq, a predicted model, not a curated record